Molecule: messenger RNA, 677 nt
Organism: Orycteropus afer afer
Lineage: Eukaryota; Metazoa; Chordata; Mammalia; Tubulidentata; Orycteropodidae
Gene: MXD3
Product: MAX dimerization protein 3
Biological process (GO): regulation of transcription by RNA polymerase II
Molecular function (GO): DNA-binding transcription factor activity, RNA polymerase II-specific; RNA polymerase II cis-regulatory region sequence-specific DNA binding; protein dimerization activity
Source: RefSeq, a predicted model, not a curated record
ACUGCAGCACUGCUCUACAGGCAUCCCAGGCCAGCCUACCCCCAGCUGUCGCCGACAUGGAACCCGUGGCCAGCAACAUCCAGGUCCUGCUGCAGGCGGCCGAGUACCUGGAGCGCCGCGAGAGAGAGGCUGAACAUGGCUAUGCGUCCCUGUGCCCGCACCGCAGUUCAGGCCUAGUCCACAGGAGGAAGCAGCGAGUCCCCCAAGCUCCCAGCGCGCUGGACAGUGGGCGGUCUGUACACAACGAGCUGGAGAAGCGAAGGAGGGCCCAGCUGAAGCGGUGCCUGGAGCAGCUGAAGCAGCAGAUGCCCCUGGGGGCUGACUGUGCCCGAUAUACCACUCUGAGCCUCCUGCGCAGAGCCAGAGUACACAUCCAGAAGCUGGAGGAGCAGGAGCGGCGGGCCCAGCGGCUGAAAGAGAAGCUGCGCAGCAGGCAACAGAGCCUGCAACAGCAGUUAGAGCAGCUCCAGGCACCAGCAGGUCUGGGUGAGUGGGAGCGGCUGCGGGCAGACAGCCUGGACUCCUCAGGCCUUUCCUCUGAGCGUUGGGACUCAGACCAAGAGGAGCUGGAAGUGGAUGUGGAGAGCCUUGUGUUUGGGAGCAAAGCAGAGCUGUUUCGGGGCUUCAGCACCGGCAAGGAGCACAGCUACUCACACAGCGAUGGUGCCUGGCUAUGA